AUGCAGAGCUGGAGUCCCUAUGGCAGUCCUACGUUAAGUUCAACGCUGACUGGCAACUCCUGCGAUGCUACUGGUGACAGUCCCUGCUGUAUUCCACACUUGAAAAAGGAACUAAUGAUUUCAAAUAUCGCGCUUCAGCCGGACGAAAGCCGGCGCUGGACCAACAGCAUGGAGCGGGUCCGGCGCCCUCACCUUCCCGAGAUGGCUAUUGCCGCGGCGCCACACCCGGAAGUUUACGGCUGGCCGGGUACGGCGGUGGGUCAGGGGUCACUUAAGGACCGGAAGUCGUCCUGGGAACGGGCUGCAAAGCGAAGGCGGCUGCAGCGAAGCCUCCCCUCCCAUCCCUCUUUCCUCCCCGCUGAGGCCCUGGUCGCCAUGGAGACGAAGACGAGGAGGAGGAGGAGGGGUAGAUGGAAGCCAGUGCCAGAGGAGGCGGAGGAGGAGGAAGCAGAAGAGGCCGCAAAGAUGGAACCUUCUCCCUGGGCCUCUCACCUGCCAUCCCGUGCUACCCACCGCUGCCGGGAGUGCAGACGUCGCUGCCGCCGUCUGUGGACCCUGCGCUGGCACCUUUUGUCCCACCCGUCCCGGCCUCCCUUCAUCUGCUCCUGCUGCGGCCGCGCCUUCUCCUUCUUCCGCCUACUCUCAGGCCACUGCUGCCCAUCUUUGGGCCUCGGGGCUCCCGCAGGCCCAUUAGAGCCAAUCCCAACCUCAACCAGCUCAGCUCCAGACUUAGGACAUCCCACUGGCCCGACAAGGCCAUUCCCAGCCUUGGUGCGCGAUGCUGUAAGCACAGAAAGUCCCACUGGCCUAACAAGGCCAACCCCAGGCACGACAGGCCAACCUGCCAGCCUGGGACUUCCCGCCAACCCAACAGGGCCAGUCCCAGUCUCGAUAGACCUACCUUCAUGCCUGGGGGAACCAUUAUGUUCAACAGGAUCAGCUACAGGACUGGGAAACCAAGCAGCACCAGAAACAGGCUUGGGAGGUCUUUUAGGCCCAGCAGAACCAGUGACAGGCUCAGCAGGCGCAGCUCCAUGUCAGGGAGGACGAGCAGACCCAGUCCCAAGCUGGAGAGUUCAAGUAGGCCAGAUCCGAAGCACUCAGAGCCCGGCAGGCCCAAUCCCAGAGCCGGGAAGCCCAGCCACAGGGCCAGGAGGCCCAGCAGAUGCAGCCCCAGACUUUGGAAGCCCAGAAGGCCCGGACCCAGACCCGUGGGAUCCGGAGUCGGAGCCCGACCCCUCGGCCGGGGCCCGGGCGCUGGAACGAGCUGUGCCCCACCGGUGCGAGGCCUGUGGCCGGGCCUUUGCCCGGCCUGAGCUGCUGGCAUCCCAUGAGUGCGACCCAGCCCGGCCAUACAGCUGCCCCCUCUGUCCCAAGCGUUUUGCCACCCCCUGGUACCUGCAGAAGCACCGUCGGCGCCAUUCACGCCCGCCGUCCUUUGCCUGCGCUGAGUGUGGUCGGGCCUUCAAGGAGCGCUAUGAGCUGGCCCGUCACCGGCUGGUGCACGAUCCGGGCAGGCCCCACUGCUGCCCAGCCUGUCCCCGGCGUUUUGCCCGGCCCCAGGGCCUGGCCCUCCACCUGCGGGGCCAGCACGGGCCGCCCCGCCGGCGCCCCUUCCGCUGCCCUCUUUGCGGCAAAGGCUAUGCCCGCUCAGCCCACCUCCUUCGCCACCAAUAUGGCCACACUGGCGAGCGGCCAUACCCCUGCACCGGCUGCGGCAAGGCCUUCCGCGACCCUGGCACCCUGCGCCGGCACCGCCGUCUGCACUGCAUCCCAGCGGCAGCCUCCGCCAGGGCCGGUUCUGGGCCCUUGGCAACUACUGGACCUGAUUCCAUGCCUCUAGCAACCACUGGGCCCAAUUCUGGGUCUUUAGCAACUACCGGAUCUGAGACUUGUCCCCUGGAAACUAAUGCGGGGCCUGGUCAUAGUCCCUUAAAAACUGCCCCCAGACCCCUUUCCACUUCCUUAGGAACCACCACGGGGCCUGCUUCUGGUUCCUUAACAUCCAACACGGGGCCUGAUUCCAGUCCCCUAGCAACUGCUACUGUGACAGGUUGCAGUGCCCCAGCAACAGCAGGUCCCUGCCCCUGCCCCUCGGCAACAUCCCAAGUGACUACCGUCGGUCACCUUGCAGUGGCUGGCUCCGGAGUCAGUGAGGAGCAGACCGGCACCCCGGCCCUUCCCCGUCGGCCCAAGUGUGUGGUGUGCGGCAAAGCCUUCGCUGACACUGCCGCACUGGCCCGUCACCACGGCCAGGGCCACCCGCCGUCCCGCGGGCCCUACGCCUGCCCAUUGUGCCGGCUGGCCUUUCCGCGCUCAGCCGAGCUACAGGCCCACCAGGAGCGCUGGCACCCGUCCCCAUCCUCGCCUUCCUCCCCAUCUCGGGGCUUCACCUGCGCUGAGUGUGGGCGCGUCUACGGCCGGGCCUCACACCUCCUGCGGCACCAACGCUCACACACGGGCGAGCGUCCCCAUGCCUGCCUGGCCUGCGGCAAGGCCUUUGUCAACGCUUACGAGCUGCUGCGUCAUGGCCUGACCCAUAGUGCCGAGGCACCCUACGCCUGCCCGCAGUGCGACAAACGUUUCAAGCGGCCCCAUUACCUGGCGCAGCACCGGCGAACGCACGCUGCCGGCCUGCCCUAUCCGUGCCCGGAAUGUGGCCGUCGUUUCAAAACCACCGCCUACCUCCUCAAGCACCAGGCCCGUCGCCACCCGCCCUCUGAAUCCCAGGCAUCCAGCGGUGGGACUGACCCCACUCUCCGCCACGCCUGUGCAGCCUGCGGCAAGGCCUUCCGCUACCCAUAUGAACUGGCCCGCCAUGGGCGCCGGCACUCAGACCGGGCCCCUUAUUCCUGCCCAGCCUGCCGGAGACGCUUCAAGAGUGGCCAGGACCGUGACCAGCACGCCCGCCUCCACACGGGCGAGAGGCCCUAUGCCUGUGGAGCCUGUGGCAAGGCCUUCACACGCUCCUCCAUGCUGGGUAGGCACCGACGCACUGCCCAUCGGGAGAGAGCUGACGGUGAAGAGGGAACGGGGCGUGGGCGGCUGCGAGGUAGAGGGAGAGGGAGAGUGAGGGGGUCAGCAGUGGGGAGCGGGCUCUCCUGGGCCUCAGAAUUCCUUCAAGCCUCCGAACCUAGUGCUCUUGAUGUGUCCCAGGCUUCAGAGACACCCCGGGACCUAGGGUCAAAGUGGGAUGGUGCCCUCGAUCUCACUCAGGCUUCAAAGACACCCCAGGAUCCAGUAUCAGCGUGGGACAGCACCCUCAGCCACACUCAGGCCUUGGAGACAUCCCAGAACCCCAGAUCACUACAGGACAGAGCCAUCGGCCUUGUUCAGGCCUCAGAACUGCCCCAGGAUGUGGCCCUUGGCUUUCCCCAAGCCUCAGAGAUGCUCCGGGACCCUGAGUUGCAGUGGGAUGGAGGCCACAGCCUCUCUCCGGCCUUGGAGCUCCCUCACACCCCAGAUACAGCUGGGGACGUUGCUUGCAGGCUCUCCGGGGACUCUGAGCCACCCCAGGACAGAGCUGAUGGUCUCCCUGGGACCUUGGAACUAGGCCAGGUUGGAACCCAGAGCCGUCACCUGCCCCGGGAGCCCGAGUGGGAUGGAGAACAUUGCCUGUCAAAGUCGCCCGAGUCUGAACCAGCCCAGGACGAUGGCCACCCCAGGGGCGCCGUUGUCCUCCCCUAUGACUGUCCUCAGUGUCAGCGGGCCUUCCCCUUUCUGGUGCAGCUCCUCAAGCACCAGUGUGCCCUGCCUCAGGGCCAAAGCCCGGCCUUCGUCUGCCCCCACUGCCCACGCGCCUUUGCCCGUGCCCUGGAGCUCGCCACCCACCUGCCCUGCCAUGCUGGCCAGAGGGGAACUCACUGCUGAAGGGCCUGAGGCUGUGGUGCUUCUCACUGCCUCCACUGAGGCUCCUGAGGUCAGUUGUCCCUCUCCCAACUUCCCAUUGCGCCUCAGUGGGUCCUUUACAGACUGGGCUGCGGAGUGGGGGAGUGGGCUGAGCUCAGUUGUCCCUGGGUUAGAGGGCCAAGUUGAGGAGUGGGGUCGGGGGAGGUGGGGAAUGAAACAGGCUUGAGGUCAACCAACCCUUCCCAGGCAGAAGGACCUUGUAGGAGGGAGGGAAGUGAAGAGGGCGUUCCUCACGUCCCCUUGGGAAGAGGAGAAUGGUCCUGAGGUCAACAACAGCCCCGUCCCAGGCAGAGCAAGGGUGUAUGUUUCUGGAGGGAGGGAGGUGUCUGGGGAAUGGGGGAGGAGGGUGGAGUGGGGAGGGGAUGAGAUGCCGUGUGUUCAGGAUUUGCUGUUUGUGAGUCAGUCGUUCCUCUCACCUAGCUCCCCCUCACCUCUCCCUCCAUUGUUCCCCUCGCUCCCUCCACCCUAUCCCACUCUGCACUCCCCCGCCUUUCUCUCUGUUCCUCCCACUCCUUUUCCUCUCUCUUAAUUCACACCCCCUCCCCAGCCCUCGACUGACAGGCUGCGUUGCUUUGUAAUCUGACCUGUUCACCAGACUUUCUGCUCUGUUCAAUAAAGUGACCUCUGUGAGAGAGAUGGAGCUGGUCCUCACAUCAUCUCCCUCAAUCCAUCUUCUCUUGGGAGGGGAGGGGGGGGUCACUGGCUCUGUGGAUCUGACGGUGGUGGGGCGUUGUGUGUUGGUUUUUGCUGCCUCUGAAUCUGUUCUUCCCUUUCUCCCCCAUCUCUCUCCACCCACUCUCUCCCCCUCUCCCCAUCCUCCCUCUGUCGUCCCUAUCCCCUUAACGUCCCUCAAAAACUGAUGUUAAAGUGAUCGCGUGUAUUGAACCAGGCCACAGAAUUGACGAGUUCCCCAUUUUAUUUCCCAGUCUUUCUUUCUUUCUUUCUUUCUCUGCCCGAUCUCUCCUCUCUUUUCUGUAUCUCUCCUCUCCUCCCUCUCCCUACCUCUCCUCUCCCUCUCCCUCCCUCUCUCUCCCUUCUCUUGGCCCUCUCUCUCUCUUCUCUGUCUGUCUCUCCCUCUCCCUACCUCUCCUUCCCUCCCUCUCUCUCUCCCUCCCUCUCUCCUCUCCCUUCUCUUGGCCCUCUCUCUCUCUCUCUUCUCUCUCUGUCUCUCCCUCUCCCUCCCUCUCUUGUCCCUCUCCGUCUCUCCCCCCCCCUCUCACUCUGUCACCCUCUCAGUUUCCCAGUCUGUUUGUCUGUCUUUGACCGUCUCUUUCUCUGUCUCCCCCUGCUCCGAUUGCCACCACCUCGCCCCCACAUGGGGAUCCUCAUUGUCUGCUGAACGGUGUCUGCCUGGGUCAUGGAGAUCGAUCCUUCCUGCUGGUUCUCACCCUCCUUCCUCGUUGCCCCAUCUCCCUCCUGUCAGCCUCCCUUCCCAUCGUGAGUCUCAGACCGGUCGCCACAUUCCACAGCCUGGAGCUGGUGGGAACUUCGCGGUGGCUCCCCCCACUCCGUCUGAGUUUCAGCAUGGUCCUCACCCUUGUCUUCUCCCCCCGCCAACCCGGGGGAGGGAGAGAGAAAGAGUAUUAGAGAGGGACAGGAGGGAGGGAGGGGGAGGAAGCAGUGAGAGAAGGAGACAAGAGGGAGAGAU
Mobula hypostoma (lesser devil ray) is the source of this 5557-nucleotide messenger RNA. RefSeq names its product zinc finger protein 865-like. NCBI's taxonomy places the organism in Eukaryota, Metazoa, Chordata, Chondrichthyes, Myliobatiformes, Myliobatidae. The record is from RefSeq and is a predicted model, not a curated record. The transcript has 3 exons. Gene Ontology annotation, molecular function: RNA polymerase II cis-regulatory region sequence-specific DNA binding; DNA-binding transcription factor activity, RNA polymerase II-specific. Gene Ontology annotation, biological process: regulation of transcription by RNA polymerase II. The coding region runs from base 1 to 3870 and encodes 1289 amino acids.